GGAAAAGGCGGGACAAGACGUCAGUGGAGCGAUGUGGUGCUUUCAUCAUGGCGGGAUGCAUGAAAAUGAUAAACGGUUUUAUCUCUACCGGCGCUAAAUUAAUGGUUUUUGUGGUGCUGCUUAUCUGUUUACCUCAAACGUCACAUCAGGACACGGGUGACAAAGAUCCAGUAAUUGAUCUGGUGGAUGGAAAGCAGCAUGCUAUAGUCGGAUCCAACUGGUUCUGUUACAAAAACUCCAUAGUGCCAACCUGGAGGCAUACGUGGACAAGAAUUCAGGUCAACAUUCAGAGCUCAAACGUGUUCAAAGUGGAAACUGUGGAAGGCGAGGAGGAGCUGCAGCAGCUGGACCGCUUCAGUUUCUGGAACUGGUUUCAGGGUUUGUUACGUGAGCGGCAGAAUGAAACCACCAUUAACAUCAACCUGUUCAGCAAGAAGACAUGCUUCAAGAUUGAUCCUAGUGACAAAACUUCGUACACCAUCAAGCCCCUUCGCAGGUUUGAUAUCUAUCUGUUCUUGGUUUUUCUCUCCGGGGUGUUGUUGUUUGUCUUUGCAGACUCACUCAGCAGGAGUCAAGUUUUCUUCUACUCUGCUGGAAUGAGCACAGGCAUGAUUGCCUCUCUCAUCAUUGUCUUCUUCAUUUUGGCACGCUUUUUACCAAAGAAAAGCCCUUUUUAUGUGUUGAUUGUUGGCGGCUGGUCAUUCUCUGUGUAUGCCAUCCAGCUCGUCUGCAGGAACCUCGGCGUUAUUCUACGAGAGCACUGGCACUUGGCAUUAGGUUAUGUAGCAGUGGUGGGAUUCAUCAGUUUUGCUGUGUGUUACCGUUACGGUCCUCUGGUGGACCAGAAGAGCAUUAACAUCUUGUCGUGGACACUGCAGCUGUUCGGCCUGCUCCUGAUUUACUUAGGAAUUCAAAUUCAGCAAGUUGCCUUCGCUAUCAUUGUGGCAGCAUUGGUCUCCAAAAAUCUGGAGUACCCAGUCUAUAUGGCAGUCGCUGCAUGGAGGAGAAUCAGACGAUGUGUGCGCUGGAAGCCAGAGCCACGUCGCCUGUUGACUGAGGAGGAGUAUCAGAAGGAGGGGGAGGAAGAGACUCGACGUGCGCUAGAAGAGCUGAGGAAGUACUGUAACAGCCCAGAGUUCAGCCCGUGGAAGGCCGUGUCUAGGCUUCAGUCCCCAAAAAGGUUUGCUGAUUUUAUCGAAGGGUCACCUCACUUGAUGCCAAACGAGGUGUCUGUCCAUGCGCAGGAAUACGGCUUCGGAGGGUCGUUUUUUGAGGACGAAUUUUUUGACACUGACGACGAGGAAGAGGAGGCAGACGAAGAUAUGAAGCCCCUGAUGAAACCAGAGUGAGAGAGCACAGUGUUGGAGAUAAAAGGGAAAAAAACUGUUGUUAUUGUUGUCUUUCAGAAAGGUGGUUGGAGACCAGCUGUCCCCGGCCUCUGUGCAAACGUCCAGACUGACUGAGUGAUGUACUGUGGUUUAAGAAAACCCUGGACUGUCAUUUCAGUCACAGGACAAUCACAGGCAGAACUGUGUGGUCAGAUCUGUUAUCGGCAUGAAAAAAUUUCACUGUAAUGUGGUUUCAAAGAUUGUGCACAGAAGCCAGAUCUCUUCUCUUUAGGGAACAAAGGCUCGUGUUAAAAUUGAGGUUACAAAUUCGCUGAAACUCAGUGAUCGUGGUCAAGUCAAAAGCUUGUGAACUUGUUACUGGGUGCUGGUAGUUUUUGAGUUGUAUUGUCUUUAACUGUAGCUUAGAAAAGGUUUUAGUUGUGUUUUCUAAAUGGGCUCCCUGCAAUGAGAGCGUCCAGGUUACCUGUUUGUUACAUGGCUGUGUUCUCACCUGUCUGAACUGUCUGCGUGGUCGGCGUUUCUCCAGCUUUCUGCUCGGGGAGAGAAAGUGUUUGUGUUGUACAUGUAUCCACUCUUUUUAAUGGACAUAAAUCAGUGGAGGUGUCCCAAAGUAUUUUGAAUAAAAUAUAUAUAUAUAUAUUUGAGCUCUGA
Molecule: messenger RNA, 2000 nt
Organism: Lates calcarifer (barramundi perch)
Lineage: Eukaryota; Metazoa; Chordata; Actinopteri; Centropomidae
Gene: nemp1
Product: nuclear envelope integral membrane protein 1
Cellular component (GO): nuclear envelope
Source: RefSeq, a predicted model, not a curated record